CCAUUAUUAGUUACCUCGUCGGGAUAUCACGUUGCCUUAGAACAUCUAGCUCUUGUCGGCCCAUGACACCGCAUUUCUCACACUAACAUCUUGUACACGCAUCCCGCUCUACCGGCUCUAUAUCCGGAAGCAUUCAUUCCCAAGACUUUGUUCGUGUCAUCUAAUAGGACGCCCUUAUGUGAUCGAAGCUGACAACGUGGAAUUGCAACAGCACAUGCUUGGCCAUCACUCAGGUUCUCUGGACACCGAGGCUGACCGACACUGGCGUUUACCCCGCUCGCUCUCCUUUUGUCCGCAAGAGACAGUAUCAAGGUCAUCAAGCUCGGUUUGAAUGCUGGAAUAAGACAUGGAAAUAACAGAUGUGACGCCUCGAUUAGAUCGCUUUCCCCAGAUAUCCCGGCGAUCGAGAAGGCUUGAAGUAUAUAAUUGUGGGGACGAACCGAGUUAGCCAGGGGGCAUGGGGAUAUCCGUCAACUCGUAGCCCUGAAAGGCUCGCUAAUGUUAUGAGGAGACUAUAUCCAUUUCCCCGAGGAUAUGCAGUAAGAGGAUAAAACAUGAGCCAAUUGCCGGUUACCGAAUGAGGGGUAUAAUUUUGGUCAGGACCCCGUUGUUCCGACCAAGGGCAUGUGCUCUGUCUGCGAUCAUCGCAACUUCCUUAGCAUACCUUUAGACAAUCAACCAGUCAAAUUAGAACCAUGAGCUCAAAUACUUCUUCAAGUACCGACAACGAGCCUGACGCCGUCCAGGUAUCCAAGACGCUCGAAGGGAUAACCACAAUCACCAUAAACCGCCCGCACCGCCGCAACGCCAUCGACGGCCCAACAGGCAAGAAGCUCACAGACGCAUUCCUAGCUUUCGAAAACGACCCCAGCCAAAGGGUUUGCAUAUUCUAUGGCGCAAGCGGCACAUUCUGCGCUGGCUUCGACCUGCACGAGGUCGCCAAAUUCGAAGAGCACAAGCCCGGAUACGCAGGUCCUCGAAUCGGGCAGACUGAGCGCGUCCAGGGUCGCAAUAUCGGGCCCAUUGGGCCCUCGCGGAUGCAAAUUCAGAAGCCGGUUAUCAGCGCUGUUUCCGGGUAUGCGGUUGCGGGGGGUCUUGAGCUGAGUUUGCUUGGUGAUAUUCGUGUUGCGGAGGAGGAUGCUGUCUUUGGCGUUUUCUGUCGGCGGUUUGGGGUACCUCUUGUCGAUGGGGGGACUGUUCGUCUCCAGGCUAUUGUUGGGCUUGGUCGCGCACUGGAUAUGAUCCUGACGGGCCGUGGAGUGGGCGCGCAGGAGGCUCUCGCUAUGGGUUUGGCGAACCGCGUAGUUCCCAAGGGCAAAGCACUCGAAGAGGCGACGAAGAUUGCACGGCAGCUUGUGACAUUCCCGCAGGGCUGUAUGAAUACGGAUCGUGCAUCGUGCUAUUAUGCUGCGUACAAUGCGGGCUCGUUUGAGGAUGCUCUGAGCUUCGAGUAUGACAACGGGAUCAAGGUAAUCGACUCCGAGAGUGUGAAGGGGGCAGCGAGGUUCAGUGCUGGCGCUGGACGGCAUGGGAAAUUCGACUUUGAGGGGAAUCUUUGAUAUAGUCCAGUGUGAACCUGUAUUUUCU
Messenger RNA from Aspergillus calidoustus, 1587 nucleotides. The record is from the annotation of a GenBank genome assembly. Lineage: Eukaryota; Fungi; Ascomycota; Eurotiomycetes; Eurotiales; Aspergillaceae.